CGAAAUUAUUUAAGCGCAUGUGCCUUAGAGUGACCAGCUGCCGGGUAAAGCUACAAAAAGUAACAUUCACGAACAGUUGAGACCGUGAAAACUGUGCACUGGCCACCCGCACUGCUGCUUCACGCUCACUCUCCAACAACCAAGCGUUUGGGCCAAAGUUCAAUAGCAAUCACAAUCAUAAAGCGAUAAUUUGCCGUGAGUGUUGCUCUUAGACGCUUGUCAAGCGCUUCGGUACGCUUUGGGCGAAAGCAUUUUGAAUUCCAUUCAAAAAAAAUUACUUAACAAUAUUAACAAUAUUUAUUGAAUAACAAAAGCUAAAAAAAAAAACAAUAAAUAUGAAUAAAAUUCUUUUACCUUUACGUGCUUGGUGCUUUGUUGGCUUGUUGCUGUCCGUUUAUGCCACAUACGUGGAGUUGAGAGCGGAAAAGGAUGCCGACUACGUGGCAAUGUGUGACUUGAGUCCGAAAGUCAGUUGUACGGCGGUGUUUACAUCCAGCUACGGCAGAGGAUUUGGACUGACGCAAUAUUUCACAGACUUUAAUCCGCCAAAUGGUUUUCUUGGCAUAGUUUUCUAUGCAGUACUGUUAUUAUUGACACCACCACGCCAUCGCCUGCUAGCAUGGCUGCAACUCUGCCUUUGCUUUGUUUCGAAUUUACUCUCUGUUUACCUGGCGUAUUUGUUGUAUUUUGUGUUGGACGAUUUAUGUGUUGUUUGUGUUUCAAUUUAUAUUGUCAAUUUCUUUUGCUUGCGAGAGUCGUGGAGAAUAUACACAACGCUUUGGUGUAGUGAGGGAAAAUCGGAGACGAAAGUACAAAGGGGCAGCAAUAAAAAUAAUUAAGGCAACCAAAAAAAUAUUAUUAUAACUUUACUAAAAAAAUAAAAUAAAACUAAA
This is a messenger RNA of Ceratitis capitata (Mediterranean fruit fly), 893 nucleotides long. It is a transcript of the gene Vkor, whose product is annotated as vitamin K epoxide reductase complex subunit 1. The transcript is spliced from 3 exons. Gene Ontology annotation, molecular function: vitamin-K-epoxide reductase (warfarin-sensitive) activity. The record is from RefSeq and is a predicted model, not a curated record. The coding region runs from base 336 to 839 and encodes 167 amino acids. Lineage: Eukaryota; Metazoa; Arthropoda; Insecta; Diptera; Tephritidae. Gene Ontology annotation, biological process: vitamin K metabolic process; peptidyl-glutamic acid carboxylation.